AUGGACAUAGGUGAAAAUUCGGAGAAACGAACCGACAAGUAUUCAUUCCUGAAAUCGGUACAUGCAGCAGCUGACAAUGCUCAGGCGAAGACCUCUGAACCAGCCAAGGAUGGGUCUGAGAACGAUCUGACAAUCGAGCAAGGGCAAGUGAAAAAAUCUGCGGCUGAGAUUCAACUAGAAGACGCGACAGGUUCCGACUUGCACGCUAAUCGGGAUAAUCACUCAGACUCUCGCGAUCACUCGGACAGAUAUGGAGAUGGGGGUGCCGAUCCUGUAAAUACAACAACAGGGGAUGAGGUUAAGGCCACGGAGGCAGCAAGUGAUGAGCGUACACUCACGGAAGCCUUAGACGAUAAUCUGUCGGGAACAGAGGAGGAAAUGGUCACCGAGACUCAGUCUCGUGCAACAGAGGUACCAGUUCCUGUCAGUUCUGAUAAUUCAGACAGUCCCUUAAUUGUAUUGCAGCAAAAGGCAAAGGGGAGAUUGAUCAGGAAGCGCAAGGCUACUUCAACUCAUGACAAGGAGCCCUCGGGAGUCCCCGGUAGAACCCAAAACCCAAGGGUGAUCAAGAGAAAGAAAGGAGGGUGUUCUGAAUCGACUGCUCAGUUCAGCAAAUCAGGUGACUCUGCUCUUAAACCUCUCUCAGAGAAAUUUCUAUCGGCUGAGACAAAGAAGAGAUUUGAGAAAUUCAAGGGAGUUGAGGUACUUGCUGAAAGGAAUGUGAAUGUAAUGGAUUUUAGGAAGAAUCAUGUCUGGGAUCUGUUUGCAGAACGACAGCUCACUGGAACAUUGACUUAUGCAUGUUCAUUCAGUAAAGGGUUGGUGAGAGAAUUUUAUGCCAAUCUAACACCUAGCACUGAUAUUCCUGGUGACUUCAUGCAUUACAAGGCUUUUGUGCGUGGAAGGUUCAUUGAAUUCUCUCCCACGAUCAUCAACAAAUUGUUGGGCACACCUGAUACCGCAACACAGGGAUUGGAAGAUUUUCCAGAGGGAACUACACUUGAGGAUAUGGAAGUAGCUCUCACUGGAGAGUAUGUCGCUGAAAGAAGCGGGAAGCUUCCUAUUGCUCGUCUCAAGUUUGAAAGUCGGGUAAUGCAUCUGAUUGGAAAAACUAACUGGCUACCUACUCGACGAACUGAUGUUCUUCAGGAUGAACUAGCUCUCCUUAUAUUCAAAUUGUUGAGGAACGAGGAGGUGAAUCUGGGAAGAAUUAUCUACAGUCACAUUCUCUCAAGAGCUGCUGAUAUGAGAGUGCGCUAUCUGCUACCUCAUCCAUGUCUCAUUCAAAACAUCAUUGUGAGACAGAGUCCAGAAAUUCUAGCUGAUUCUGAGAUUACUGAAGUCAUCCAGCGGCCAUUGGUCAUUGAAUCCAGAGUGCAACAAGCAAAGAUGAGUCGGGCACAACUAUGCAGCAAGACCUUCACUCUCCUUCUGAAACAUGACAAGCAACUCAUUCAAGUUGAGAAAUUACAGAGGAAGGUUACCAAAGCAGUGACUCAGAUCCGUGCUCGCCAACAUGCUCUUUGGACAGAGUUUCAGAGGGGAGAAAGUGAAGCCGCACCCUCAUCAAGUGCUACAGGCAAAGGAAAGGAGAAAAUGGUUGAAGACUUGAUGAGUGAAUCUGGUGAUGACGAGGAUGCUGAAACACCUGAAGAUCUAUCUGAGUGA
Messenger RNA from Tarenaya hassleriana, 1668 nucleotides. RefSeq lists its product as uncharacterized. Bases 1 to 1668 code for a protein of 555 amino acids. The transcript has 2 exons. NCBI's taxonomy places the organism in Eukaryota, Viridiplantae, Streptophyta, Magnoliopsida, Brassicales, Cleomaceae. The record is from RefSeq and is a predicted model, not a curated record.